CAGCCCCAGAAUUUGAUCAUUUCCUGAAAAAUUACUUCUGGUUUUGUCAUGCUGGACCAUUGAAAAACAACAACAACACAAACCAAAACCUUCAAGUUUCCUGCUACCAGUACACAGAUUGGGCUGUUUCCUCACUAGCGCACAUCUCCUCACACUUGUGUAAUUUUACUCUGUCAACUGAAGUGAAAGAGAUGGAGAUGAUCGACAAUGCUAUUUAUUCCGCAUUAGAAUUGUCCACUGCACCCGAAGCCCAGAAUGAUGACAGACCACAGCAAAAAGCUUCUUGUUCCAGGUGGUUGCACUCCUGCCACGUGGCAAUAGUUUUGGGUCUUGUGAGUGCCAUUCUUCUGAGUUUGCUGCUGUUCAAAUGGAUUCUGUGCCAGGGUUCCACGUACUCCACUUGUGCCAGCUGUCCCAACUGCCCAUACUUCUGGAUGGAGUAUGGUGGCCAUUGUUAUUACUUCUCCCUAGAGAAAAAGGACUGGAAUUCUAGUCUGGAAUUCUGCUUAGGCAAAGGCUCACAUCUCCUUAUGUUUACAGACAACCAGGAAAUGAACCUACUUAAAAGUUCCCUCAAUGAAAACUUCUACUGGAUUGGUCUGAGGAACAAUUCUGGCUGGAGGUGGGAAGAUGGAUCAGCCUUAAACAUCUCUAGGAUUAUUUCAAACAGCUUGGUACAGAAGUGUGGUGCCAUCAACAAGCAUGGUCUGAGUGCCUCUAGCUGCGAAGUUCUUUUACAGUGGGUCUGUAAGAAGGUCCGACUUUAAUGGCUGGUCAGAUCUGCCAUAUGGCUCCCUAGAGAAGAAACUGGCCUCUGCGUGCUGGGAUAUCCACGAGUGUAUGCUGACUGCGUGCUGACCUUGUAGGACAUGGCAUUCAAUGUGAGAUUAACGCGGCUCCCCCGUGAUUGAUGGUUUAUUGCUGGGCUCUCUUUAAGAGUGUUUAGAUAUUAUCAUAACAAAUUAAAGACCAGAUCUAGGCAAAUUUGUGAAAUAGGUAACUUUUGUUUUAGGAUUUCUCACCCUAGUGACUUUAUUCCAGUCCACACCAUCUCUAUCAUUUACCUUUUCUAUCUUAUGUCCUGAGCUGAUCUGAUGAGAUCUAUGCAAAUACAUCCUAUUGCUAAUGUGCUAGAGGGUUUUUAUGUGUGCUAAUGGUUGACAUGUCACUUCUCCCUGAUAAUGUAUUUUUUUUCCUAACCGGUGGCCCUUUGCAGAUAAAGCUUUAUUCUAAAGAAUAAUGCUAAUGGUGAGAAAAUAAGUUGUGGAGAGUGAAUGAGAGCAGAGGGGGCUUUCUGGUUCUCAGCUCUUCAUACUUAAAGACCUGGCCUUGACUGAAUUUAGUUUUUCUGAGUAUGCAUAGAUGUGGUUGAAUAAACCAAUGUGGGACUGUAUCUUCUGCAAGUUGUGAAUGUGUAAUUUACCACAUUCUUGCUAAUUGACCACAGUGGUCAAUCUGAUAAGGCAUUUUUAUAGAGGAUAAUUUCUGGAAGUAGUUUAUGUGGUUGAUCCCUAAAUUAUUUUAGGCACUAAUGCCUCAGAAAUGAGAAAAAAAACUUCAUUAUUUCUUUUUGGUAGUGUUUGGACAUAGAUAAGGAGAGAAGGUGCUGUUCAUGGCUAUAGGAGGAAGUAAGGAUGGGAACCAUGUUCUAAACCUCUGAUGAUGCUGGAUUGUAAUCUGUUUACUUGUCUUCCUCUUUGAUAGUAUUUUUAGGAGUGGACUGUAUCUUAUCGUUAUUGUAUCCCAAACACUUAAAAUAGUGCUUAUAUCAGUGACUAUUAAAUAAAUGAAUGGAUGAAUAAAAAAUAAGAAUUUAAAAUUUUUA
Hipposideros armiger (great roundleaf bat) is the source of this 1825-nucleotide messenger RNA. RefSeq names its product killer cell lectin like receptor G1 (gene KLRG1). The transcript is spliced from 5 exons. NCBI's taxonomy places the organism in Eukaryota, Metazoa, Chordata, Mammalia, Chiroptera, Hipposideridae. The coding region runs from base 192 to 767 and encodes 191 amino acids. The record is from RefSeq and is a predicted model, not a curated record.